GAGAAAACAAUUUUAUAUUUUUCAUGGAAAAUAGAUCGGCAGUGAAAUCAUAAAAUUAAAUAUAAUUUUCCUUUUAUCUAACCUCUAGGUGCAUACAUAUAUAAAUUGUCUAAUUCGUAAAUAGGUGGCUAAACAAGCAGUGUUAAAACGACUCCCAAUUAUUUUUUAAUUCGAAAUCUCACAAUUUAUUUCCAAACAAAACACAAAGUGCUGAAAUGUGUCGCUAAAAAGCUAAAAUAAAAGAAAGGGGGCAAUGAACAAAGAAGUACACUACGAAGGCUGGUUGAUAAAAUCACCACCAACCAAAAGGAUAUGGAGAGCUCGCUGGAGACGACGGUGGUUCACUUUGAAACAAGGUGAAAUUCCUGAGCAAUUCUGCCUGGAAUACUACACUGACCGAAACUGUCGUAAACUGAAAGGUGUCAUAGAUUUGGAUCAAUGUGAGCAAGUAGACUGUGGUCUGCGAUUGGAAAAUCGAAAACAAAAGUUUCAGUACAUGUUCGAUAUAAAAACUCCUCGAAGAACUUAUUAUCUAGCUGCUGACACGGAGGCCGAUAUGCGUGAUUGGGUGAAUUGCAUUUGUCAAGUGUGCCACUUGCAUGAUACAAAACAGUCGAAUGAGUUGCAAGAUGAAAAAAUACAUAUCGCAAAGAGUCUGACAACAACAACGGAACAACAGUUUGUGCCAUCGAAUGAAACGACGACAAGUACAACUGUCAACACUUCGGGUUCCCAUCACGAAACCUCCAUGACAAAACAAUCUCCGAUGAGUUCCGAUUGCUUGAGACAAUCGGUUAUUAGCAGUGCAUCGCAAUCGGGCAACGAUUGUUCGUAUGUCAAUACCGAUUAUACCAAUAGGGAGACUAUGGUGUGCGGCAGCGGUAGCGGCAACCAACCGUUGUACGUUAAAAAAUCGUUAUCAUCAUCAAAUCAAGGAGCACAGAGCAGCACUUCAAAGUCCACCACACCUGCAUGGAAAACAACUUCAGAUUCUUCAUCGCGUUUGGCAGUAAGUUCGCAAGGAGUUGUUCGAAAAAUUCCCGAGAAUCUUGUGCUGAGUGCUACAACUUUAGUCGAAGGCAAUGUUGAGCCUUCGCCAGCAUUGAGUACGUCUUCGGGGCCUUACAUUCCAAUAAGUGAAUGCUUUUCGGGAAGUCCAAAAUUUUUGACCGAUGGUGGAAAUCCUUCAACUCCACUCAACAAUUUGGAUCCGAAGUUUUAUGAUACCCCUCGAAGUCAUAAUAAUAUCGGUUUGAAUUUGACCAACGAUCAAUCAUAUUCCCCCAAAAUCACUAACUGUGGAUUGCAAACGACGACCUCAACUAAAGCACGAAGUGGCCGUUCCAGUCCAACAGAUUCGGAAAGUGUUUUUACCGACGACGAUGAAUGGACGCAUCCUUUACCGCUUAGAGAAAAUGUUGAUCGUAGCACACGUCCUUCGGAUAGUUCCGUUGAGAAUGAAUCAUUUGUCUUUACGUAUUCUCAAAGAUUCUCGAAAUUCCCUGGAGAUAAUAAAGAUGAAGAGAGCUUAGAGCAAGCAGCCGAAAAUAUGUCAAAAGUAGCUAAACGUAAAAGUAAUUUAGUACUCGAUAUAACGAACGAACAUGAGAAAGUAUUAAGAGAAAUGCCUCAAUUUUCGGACACGGAAAACACUUCGCCUGCCAUCGGUCCUCGAGAUGCAUCAUCGUGCGUGGAAGAGAGUUAUGAUAUUCCACGUUCACACAAUUUGCCUUAUUACAACAUGAGUCAAUUAUUCGACAAAGUAAACAGCCCCGAAAACCCAGUUGCGGCAUCUACACCGAAUCUUUUACUUGACGCAGAACCGCUGUCAGCAACAAGUUCAAAUCGCACAUUACCCCGACCGCAUUGCUACACAAAUGCAGCACCAACUAAAAUGGAAGGAAAUGUCUUUCGCUAUGAUUUUAUUGAUCAGUCUGCUUUGCCUCCAGUUAAUCGAAAGUUGAAACCGAAAGUGAGUCUAGAGGAUAGGCCUCCGGAAGAACUGGCAGCGAAGCCGCCUCUGCAAAACAACGGACAAGAUACGUUAACGAAGCUGACAAAAAAGGUGAUGUCUACAACAAUCCAUAACAGUGGAGAGAGUUCUCCGCUGCGCCCACCACCAUCGGUCGACAGAAAAUCCAAACCAAAUGCAUUUAAGGCACAUGGUUUCUCUUCAUCUGGUUGCACCACAAGAAGAUCGGGUAUUCCAACAUCAAUGGUUCUACAAAACGAUGGCGAUACCUACGUCAUGGAAACUCGAACAUUGCCCCGUCAGCCAAGAGGUCAUAUAUCUAGUGUUUACAGCAACACAAUAAACCGAGCAAUGUCGCUCAGCAAAGCAACUCCACCAACACCGCAAAAGAACGAACAUAAACUGCAGUAUUUCGACCUGGACGUUUCCAAUCCACCAGCAAUGAAUCGUGCUAGCAUGAGUACUAGCAAUCUAAUGGCAGCAGGAUCAAAGAUCGGACUAUCCGCUGAUCCAUCUGCAAGAGUUCCAGUUAAAAGCAGUGUGGUCUAUAAUUCAGUUGAUUUUGUUAAAACGGAUGCAUUUAAGAAAAUUCGAGAAGAACGAAAAAUGGGCAUUAAUAAGUAACGACUGCCUUUAAUAACAAAUAAAUAAAUUAACAUAAACGCAUAUUAGAUCAAUUUCCAAUUUGUUAUUGCACAACAAAAAAGUCCCAAAAUCAAAAGUACAUUAAGGUUUUAUUUAAAUCGCUUCGAAUCGAGUGAUUUCAACUGAGACGAAAAUUCCAAAAAAUUGAAUUUGUUUUUAAUCGAAUAUUUAUUAUUCGUCUAAUGAUUGGAGGCACCAGCACAAGAAAAAGAACCUAAAUGUACCCUUUUAUCAGCAUAAACAUACAUAUAUAUAUAAAUAUAAUUAUUCCCAAGUAAUAAUCAAAACCAGUAGACUUUUACACUUUUUAUUAAUAUUCUAUUGCACACCUUUUUGUAUUAUAAAAUUAUAAACAUUAAUAUUUGUCAUAAAGAAAGUAUCGCAUUAAAUCCGAUUUUGUAAGAAAUUAAGUACAAAAUAAUCGAUAAAAAACAAAACGAACCCAUAUCAUGUUUUGGAAGCGUUAAACGUUUGUUUCAUAUACAUAUACAUACAUAAUAAUAUUAAUCGAGAAAAGUAAUUUUUUGUUUUCAUUUUAUGAUACAAAUUUAAUCAAGAUAUCAUUAAAUUAAAUUGUUUUAUUUAUCUAGACAGUGAUUCCAACUUCUUUGUAUUUUACUAAAUAAAUAAAAAAAACUGAUAUCACAUUCAAAA
Eupeodes corollae is the source of this 3271-nucleotide messenger RNA. It is a transcript of the gene dos, whose product is annotated as protein daughter of sevenless. The transcript has 10 exons. Lineage: Eukaryota; Metazoa; Arthropoda; Insecta; Diptera; Syrphidae. The coding region runs from base 254 to 2596 and encodes 780 amino acids. The record is from RefSeq and is a predicted model, not a curated record.